GGGGGAGGCGGAAAAGGGAGAGGUGGGGUCUUUUCUAUGCAUAGUGGAGUACGGCGGCUGAUGAUCGAUAGGAUAUGGAGUCCGGGACCACAUCAACGUACACCGUCACAUAUGCCCCGGACUACAAGAAGACACACACACUGGCCAAAGUGGCAGAAUUCGACGACCGCAUAACGUUUCUCGAGAAGGUGCUGGGCAUGUCAGCGCUCACGCUCGACGCCGACAGCGACUCCCUGCUCGCCCCCGCAAUGAUCCCGCAUCUCGAGGAGCUUUCGCGGCAGAUGACGGUGCUGAACAGCAGCACGACCAGCUCGCUCGACUCCGCGUCGCGCCGCGUAAAGCAGCUCACCGCCGACACCGAGAAGCUGGCGGAGGCGCGGAAGGCGGCGAAGACGGAGGCGGUAACGGCCGAGGAGGAUGAUGAGACCACCGCGAAGAUCAAUGCGCUGUAUGGCGUCUUGCCGACCAUCGAGAGUAUGAAACCGCUGCUGCCGGCGCUGCUGGAUCGGUUGCGGAGUCUGAGGGCCGUGCAUCAGGAUGCGGCUAGGGCGGCCGAGAUCCUGGUGGCAGUGGAGAAGCGGCAGGAGGAGAUGGCGGCAGAGAUACUGAAGUGGGAGGAGACGCUGGGUAAAGUCGAGGAGGUGGUCAAGACGAGCGGGCAGACGGUCGAGGGGAACAUGGUCAAGGUUGAGACGUGGGUUAGGGAGAUUGAAAAGAAGAUGGAGGCUUUGCGGUAGGGGAGUUUCGGUUCCGGAGUUGGGGGUGUACUUGUGUUGUGUGCUCCAUGCAAGAUUUAUAUCCUGGGUGACGUAAGGCGUGAGGGAGUCGAUAAUGUUAAUACGGUACAUGGCGAGAUGUUGCUUUGGCCGGUGGGUGAACGGGCUUGAGCCGUCCACGCAUUCCGUUGUAUGGAAUAGUGAGAUUCGAAGGAAUAUCGUAGAUCUAGAGUAGCAAG
Tricharina praecox is the source of this 955-nucleotide messenger RNA. RefSeq names its product Dynamitin-domain-containing protein. Gene Ontology annotation, biological process: mitotic spindle organization. Bases 75 to 737 code for a protein of 220 amino acids. Lineage: Eukaryota; Fungi; Ascomycota; Pezizomycetes; Pezizales; Pyronemataceae. The record is from RefSeq and is a predicted model, not a curated record. The transcript has a single exon. Gene Ontology annotation, cellular component: dynactin complex; cytoplasm.